This is a messenger RNA of Moneuplotes crassus, 1831 nucleotides long. The record is from the annotation of a GenBank genome assembly. Lineage: Eukaryota; Ciliophora; Spirotrichea; Euplotida; Euplotidae.
AAAAUGGAAGACAGAAAGGAGUUCACAACUCAAGAUGAGGAACCUGAUAGGAAGAUAAGCAUUGUGAAGACAGGUAUUAAGAAAGAAUAUGGACUAUCUCCGUUAUUGAAGGAGAAUCAAGAGAGAAACAGUGUGAAAUAAAAGUAGUCAGAAGAAACUCGCAUUAAAAAGAGGCACAACUUUGUCACCAAAGAAGAAAAAGCCGAAUAGAAGAAAGACUUUUAGAAAAUUAGGUAGUCAAGAGUCUUCAUUUCAACCGACAAUCCGAUUGGUAAAAGCAAGCAAUGAAGUUGAUGAGGAUCUGAACAAAUUUAAUGACAGUUCAGCACUAGAUUCUCAAUUCUCGCCUAACAAAGGAGAUAAGACAAUGAAAAAGUCAUUGUUCGAUUUUCCUUCAGAAAGAUCAAUAGAACUCAACUUCAGUAGAAUGGCAAAAAUGGCUAGCAUGGAGCCAAAUAAAUCUGAUGAGGAUGAUCCAGGAGAGAAAUAUCCAACAGCAAUGGGAAUCAGGUUUGCCAAAAUCUUCCAACAAAAAGUCGAGUUAUCUAAACUUCGAGAAAGACAAAGAAGAGAUGAAAGGAAGUAUAAAGUUACUGACACAGCAUGUGCAAUAGCUGCGUUUGCCCUAUUAUGUGUCCUAGCUUACGAGAACGAACAAUCAGAGAUCGAAAAGGUCAGAACAGGGAUUGAGAUCUAUUGGGCAAGAAUAGUCAUCAUCUUGUUGACGAUCUUCAUCGAUAUUUGCAUUAUUAUCAGAUACAGGAUUAAAAAACGACUUUCUCCUGAGAUUAAUCAGAAGAAGAAUAUUUUCCAAACAAAGUUGAUCUUCUACAUGCUUCUAGAACUUGCAGUUUGUUCAGUGUGAAUGCCUCCAAAUGUACAUUAUUCCUUCAGUGGAAAGAUGCUCAGUGGCUCGUACACUUACUCUUAUGCACAGAUUAUUAACAUCUUGGGGAUGUGCAAGACCUCUUACCUUAUCGGAAGGGUGUAUUUUCAUUAUAAUCUUUGGAGAAAGAACAGAAAUAGCAGCAUUGCUAAUUCUCAGAAUAUUCGGAUAACAACUCAGUUCAGUCUUAAAGCAGAGCUAAAGUACAAUCCAAUAACUGUUGUUAUCAUUUGAGGAAUCACUACAGUAUUUUACUUCAGUUUUGCAUUCAGGAAUCUAGAAAUUGGGUUUAUCCCAGAUGAUGGGAGAACAUUUGAACUGAACUAUAUUGCCAAUGCUCUUUGGUUAACCAUUGUCACCAUGACAACUGUGGGAUACGGUGAUAUCUAUCCACAGACGCAUAUGGGUCGGUUCGUAGCAGUCCUAUCUUUCUGUUUUGGUAACUUCUUGACUUCUUUCAUUACUGUAAUUUUGUCAACAAAAGCUGACUUGACUGAGCAAGAAAAUAAAGCUUAUUGAAUGAUUAAAAAGCUAGGAAAAUUAGAUAAGGUAGAGAAUUGAGCAGCUAAUGUCAUCAGAAAUGCCUUGUUACUACGACAACAAAACAAGGUUUACAAGCACUAUACAAACCUACACAAGUCGAUUAAAAAGUUUUCUGAAGAGAAAUAAAUCGGCUGCAAGUCAUAACCUGCCUAUCCCAACUAUCUUGCUAAACAUGAUCCAUAAGCACAAGAAAGAUUUCAAGCAGAUAAAGGAGGCCAUUGAAGGAUGUCCCAGAAUGGUAGAAAAACUCAGAGAUGUAAACUCUAAGGUGAAUGAGACCCAUAAUAAGAUGGACAAGAUCAAGACAUAUGAGAAAACACUAGCCAAGUUCUUCCAAGAUUUCAACAACCAAAUCAAUGAACGAAGAUAACAAAGAUUCCACAAGAGUAAAUUCAAGCUUAA